UUCUCAUGCAGGAGCAGGGUUUACUCUGUUGUCUGAACAACCAUGCUGGCUGCAAGGCUAGUAUGCCUGAGGGCAUUAUCAUGCCAGACUAUCCGCCCCACCAUUACUCAGGCUUCACCAGCUUUGAGGAACUCCAACAUAAAAGCAUACAGGCUGUGGCAGCCUAGCCAGUGUUAUGCCACACGAGUAAGAACUGGUGUAAGGCGUGGAAAAAUUGGCCAGGAAAUAAAAGAAGCAGCAUUUGAGCCAUCUGCAGAAACAGCACUUAAAGCUGAUCGCCUGGGGAAAUUCAUUGUUGCUGGAGGGGCUGCUGUUGGCUUGGGGGCCCUCUGUUACUAUGGAUUGGGCAUGUCCAGUGAGAUUGGAGCUAUUGAAAGAGCUGUUAUUUGGCCACAGUAUGUGAAAGACAGAAUUCGCACUACUUACAUGUACUUUGCGGGAAGCAUUGGCUUGACGGCACUGUCUGCUGUAGCAGUCAGCAGAUCUCCGGCACUCAUGAGCCUUAUGACAAGAGGCUCCUGGCUGGCAAUAGGUGCAACUUUUGCAGCUAUGAUUGGUGCUGGAAUGUUGGUCAGGUCCAUAUCCUAUGAAAAUAGUCCAGCAGCUAAACAUUUGGCUUGGAUGAUGCAUUCAGGUGUCAUGGGUGCAGUGGUGGCUCCUCUGGCCUUCUUGGGUGGGCCUUUGCUGAUCAGAGCUGCCUGGUACACGGCCGGAAUCGUUGGAGGGCUCUCAACUGUGGCCAUGUGUGCUCCGAGUGAAAAAUUUCUGAACAUGGGAGGACCACUUGGAAUAGGCUUAGGCUUUGUUCUUGCUUCUUCAGUUGGAUCCAUGUUCUUGCCUCCUACUUCUGCGUUUGGUGCUGGCUUGUACUCGGUAGCUGUUUAUGGUGGAUUGGUACUCUUUGGCAUGUUCCUGCUCUAUGAUACACAGCACGUUAUCAAGCGUGCAGAAACAAUUCCAUAUUACGGAGUAACAAAAUAUGAUCCGAUCAACGCGUGCAUGGGUAUCUACACGGAUACGCUGAACAUCUUCAUUCGGGUGGCCACCAUGCUUGCAGGUGGCGGAGGUGCCAGGAGAAAGUAAACAGACUCCUCUUCACAGCUGUCUGACAGCCUACCUAGUGCACAUACUAAAUAAAAAUCCAUGGUUACAAGCAGUUUUGCUGCAAGUCAGAAGUUUAAAGCAUUUCAGCAUAUUGUUUCAGCGCGAUGUGAUUCAGACUUUAUAGUUUUUCUUGAAACACUUUCUAGCCCUGUUUUAAAAUAGUGUAAACUGCUUGUAAUUGAACAUUAUUUUGGGGAAGUAAAUUAUUUUUAAUAUAU
Molecule: messenger RNA, 1322 nt
Organism: Eurypyga helias (sunbittern)
Lineage: Eukaryota; Metazoa; Chordata; Aves; Eurypygiformes; Eurypygidae
Gene: GHITM
Product: growth hormone inducible transmembrane protein
Exons: 8
Coding region: 43-1083 (346 amino acids)
Cellular component (GO): mitochondrial inner membrane
Source: RefSeq, a predicted model, not a curated record